Ziziphus jujuba (common jujube) is the source of this 2735-nucleotide messenger RNA. Its product is annotated as splicing factor U2af small subunit B. NCBI's taxonomy places the organism in Eukaryota, Viridiplantae, Streptophyta, Magnoliopsida, Rosales, Rhamnaceae. The coding region runs from base 87 to 1034 and encodes 315 amino acids. The transcript has 5 exons. Gene Ontology annotation, biological process: mRNA splicing, via spliceosome. Gene Ontology annotation, molecular function: metal ion binding; pre-mRNA 3'-splice site binding. Gene Ontology annotation, cellular component: spliceosomal complex; U2AF complex. The record is from RefSeq and is a predicted model, not a curated record.
AGCCCAAAUCCUUGCUUUGCUUUGCUUUGGUUUUUCUUUUCUUUUUCCCCAUUCCAUUCGGUGUUUGGAAGCCAAGAAACUUGACAAUGGCGGAGCACUUGGCGUCGAUAUUUGGUACGGAGAAGGACAGGGUCAACUGUCCCUUCUACUUCAAGAUCGGAGCUUGCCGGCACGGUGACCGGUGCUCGAGGCUCCAUACCAAGCCCAGUAUCAGCCCAACACUUUUGCUCUCAAACAUGUACCAGAGGCCUGACAUGGUCACACCUGGAAUCGACGCCCAGGGUCAGCCCAUCGACCCCAGAGACAUGCAGAGGCAUUUUGAGGAGUUCUAUGAAGAUCUGUUUUUGGAGCUCAGCAAGUAUGGGGAAAUUGAAAGUCUGAAUGUCUGUGAUAACCUUGCUGACCACAUGGUGGGAAAUGUGUACGUUCAGUUCAGGGAGGAAGAACACGCUGCAAAUGCAAUCAGGAACUUGAGUGGAAGAUUUUAUGCUGGCCGUCCAAUCAUCGUUGACUUCUCUCCUGUGACGGAUUUCCGUGAAGCCACUUGCAGGCAGUACGAGGAGAAUACAUGCAACCGUGGUGGAUACUGCAACUUUAUGCACCUGAAAAGGAUUGGGAGGGAACUGAGGCGUGAGCUAUUCGGAAGCUAUCAUAGAAGGCGUAGCCGGAGCCGGAGCAGGAGCCGGAGUCCUUACAGGCAUAAGAGCUACGAAGAUCGCUCACAUGGAGGGCGUUCACAUAGCAGAAGGCAUGAUGAGAGAGAUCAUUACUAUGAAAGUAGGAGUAAGAGGCAUAGGAGUGUGAGCCCUGGCCAUAGAAGAGGACGAAGUAGGAGCAGAAGCCCUAGGAGGAAACGCAGUCCAGUUAGAGAAGGCAGUGAGGAGAGAAGAGCUAAAAUUGAGCAAUGGAACAGGGAACGGGAACAGAAAGAAAAAGCUAGUGAGGUUAAUACUGAAGAAAUAAAAAACAAAGGUGAAAAAGGUUACAACGGACAUAUGCAAAAUGGAUACGAUGAGCAGGAGCAGAAGUACUAAUAUAUGUUGUGGUUUGUGGUUCGUUUUCUUCCCAUUCACUUGCACUUCCUCAUGAUUGUUUUACUCUCCUUGCUUAGGACGAAAUUAUGUUUCAGCAAAGACAAACCACAUAAUAAAUUUAGCUUACAGCCCAUUUUCCACUGUGCAGGUGUGUGCAGGUUCACAGUUCUGUGAUAGGGAAAAUGAAAUGUUUUUUCAGUCUCAUGCAUUUCCUUUCGUAGUGGCAUAUCUUUUGUAUGAUUGCUUGAUUGUUUGGUUGAUAUGCUUUGAUUAAUACUUGCCCGUUGCCCCCACCAAUGAUUUUUGUCCCCGACUUUCUUUCCCCUGGAGCUUUUAUCUUCAAACGGGAUUGUCCCCAUUUGAGUGAACCCUUUGUUUUUGUCUUCUAUACUCUACUGCUCUGAGGAUUAUUUAUUUCUCGUUUGUGAAACUAAUGAUCAUAUAAAAAGUAACUCCACUCUGCAUAUGAAAUUGAAGUUGCUCAAAAUCAUAAGUUCAAAUAUGUCUUGAAAAUUCUUUUGCAGUAAAUAAUAUAUGCUUCUGUUUUUGAUUGACAAAAUUUUCUAUAAUUUCAUCAUUAAUGAAAUCAGGAUUUACUUAAAAUUCUUUAGAAAUAGCGAACUCAUCCCCAAAGAAGAAUUUUGUUUGUUUUGUUUGUUCGUUUGCUUGCUGUUUACCAUUAUUUGUGUACUAGUUUCUCACUUAACUGUUGCAAUAUGACUUACUUUGAUUGUAUAAAAAUUCAAGAUUUCAGUGGUCUUCUGCUCAUGUCUUUGGAAUUGCAAAUGACAAGGGUUACAAGAUUGAGUGAUGAUUUGGUGGGGGGAAAAAAAGAGACAAAACUAGUUUUGUUUGUUUGCAAUGCAACUUACUCCCGUUUGAUUCAUCAUUUAUCACACAUUUGUUUUACUUUUGGUAAAUUCAUCCCUCCUUUCUGGUCAAACUGUGAAUUUCCUUCAGCAGCUUCUUUUUUUUUAUUUUUUUUUUAAAUUAUUUAUUUAUUUAUUUAUUUUUUGAGUGGGUUUGUUUGAUCUGAAUUUUCUUUCUUGAUAAUACACAGUAUCAAUGGAUACCGUGUCAGUGUUUUCUUACGUAUUUUAUUCCAGUGUUGCCUUGUCUUCAUGAGAGUCUUGGUUUGAUUGUUGCGUUGAGUGUACACAUGCAUUAUUUUACAGUCAGGGAUUUUGUGACCAGAGCACAUGAAGGCUAAUGAACGAUCAAAAUUCUAUCUUGGGUUUUGUUUUCUUAACUCUCUUUUUCGUUUAAUAUUUCUAACCUUUCUCAAAAGAUUUUUAAGAAUAAUCACGAUCUUACAAAACCUUUUACAAGUUUUUGCAGGUUCAGGUAUCCCUGCUUCUAAGGUCCGAGACGUUUUGUUAAUUGCAGCUUACCAUGGGAUUUCUUUACAGGUUGUUGGUGCAGCGUGUUAGGAGAAUGAGGGAUGAAUAUCAGUCAGGUUACCUAGAACCUUGAAAGGUAGCAGCUUCCAAGUUUCAGUGACCACAACAAACUGGUUUAUGUUUCUACUAGAAUGUGUGCUGGUCCCCUGGCAAGUUCCUAGUGGAAGCAGUAGUAUUACUCUUUCUUUUAUCUUAUUUUUUUACGGACAAAAGUAAUCUUCUUUGUUGUAGUACUCCGUCUGAUCUGUAUUAUCAUUUUGGAAGCAGUAAUAUAUUUACACUGUUGGACCAUUAAUUUCAA